AGAAAAAUAUGGCGGUCCGAUUAAUAGCCUCCGAUAUGCUUAGCUAGAAAACAAUCUUGUCUUAAAUACUGAUAAUAUUUAUUCUCAUUUUUAAAAUCAAUAAUAUUAUAUAUAUCUUAUAUUCUAUCUUAUAGAUAGUUUAUUUUUUAAAACUCUAAAUUAUUUUUUUAAAAAAUAGAUAUUAAAAAAACUUUAGUUUUUACUGCAACGUGAUAUUGCUACAAACGUUAAAUUUAACUGCAUUAAAAACUUUGGUUAUGUCAGACAAUGAAAAAGAUAGCCAUCAUAAAAAAAAGUCAAACAUAAAAUCUCCAGAACAUAACUCAAAACAUUUAAAACGAAAAAUAACUCAGGAAGAAAAAGAGGACGAAUUAAGAGAAAGACUUAAAAGGAAAUACAUUGAGCAUGAAUUAAACUCAAAGAAAAGUACUAAAAACAAAGAAGAAAAAAGUAGCAAAAAAAAACAGGACAAAAUUAAAAAUAAUAAACGUGAUGACUAUCUAAGUGAUAAUUCAGAUCUAGAAUAUCAUUGUACAAAAAAGAAAAAAAAGUUGUUAGAUACAAAAUACAAAAGUGAUAAUGACUAUACACAAAAGUAUGAUAAACACUCCAAAAAUCAAGAUAAAUCGAUAAAUACAAACAAUAAAAAAAACAAAAGUGAAAGACAUUCAAUUAAAUCUAAUAGGGAUAGUAGAGACAAUAUUGAUUUUUUAAAUAAUGAUACAAAUAACCACAGAGAUGAUUAUAACUCUAAUAAUAGAAAAUCAAGGAGUUGGGACAACAGUUCGAAAAAAGAGUUAUUUUCUGGUUCCAAAUCGAAGCCUAAUAUAAAAAAAGAAGAACCUAAUUUUGCUUUAUCUGGAAAAUUGACGGAAUAUACUAACACUUACAAUGGUGUGGUUAUAAAAUAUAAUGAGCCUCCUGAAGCACGAAAACCCAAAACAAGGUGGCGUCUUUAUCCCUUUAAAGGCGAUGUUGCACUUGAGAUGCUACAGCUUCAUAGGCAAAGUGCUUUUAUGUUUGGGAGAGACAGAAAGAUAGCAGAUAUUCCUGUCGAUCAUCCAUCUUGUUCAAAACAACAAGCUAUUUUGCAAUUUCGUCUUAUGGAAUACAAGAGAGAUGAUGGUUCUAUUGGUAAGAGAGUUAGACCUUAUGUAUUAGAUCUAGAAUCUACUAAUGGCACAUUUCUAAACAAUAAGAAGAUUGAGCCUCGAAGAUAUUAUGAGAUGUUUGAAAAAGAUGUUUUAAAGUUUGGCUUCAGUUCUCGUGACUAUGUACUCUUACAUGAGAAAUCGAAAGACGAUGAACCUAAUGAAGAUGAUAAUGGAGAGGAUGAGGAAAUAGAAAAGAAAGAAUGAUUUAAAUUGUAAAUUAUUGUCCUGAAAAAUAUUAUGCUGUACAAAUUUUUUUGUAUUGUUAAUUUAAGAAUUUAAA
Hydra vulgaris (swiftwater hydra) is the source of this 1434-nucleotide messenger RNA. RefSeq lists its product as uncharacterized. Gene Ontology annotation, biological process: miRNA processing. Gene Ontology annotation, molecular function: mRNA binding; protein binding. The record is from RefSeq and is a predicted model, not a curated record. Lineage: Eukaryota; Metazoa; Cnidaria; Hydrozoa; Anthoathecata; Hydridae. Gene Ontology annotation, cellular component: nucleus.